AUGCCUAAGAACAAAGGAAAGGGUGGAAAAAAUCGCAGAAGAGGAAAGAACGAGAACGACGACGACAAGCGCGAGCUGGUGUUCCGCGAAGACGGGCAGGAGUACGCUCAAGUCAUCAAGAUGCUGGGGAACGGGCGUCUUGAAGCGCAAUGUUUCGACGGUGAGAAGCGGUUAGCACAUAUCAGAGGAAAGAUGAGAAAGAAGGUCUGGAUCAAUCAGGGAGAUAUUGUCCUGCUCUCGCUACGAGACUUCCAGGAUAACAAGGCGGAUGUGAUUGUGAAAUACACUGCCGAUGAAGCCCGUAAUCUCAAGGCAUACGGCGAGCUCCCAGAAAACGCCAAGAUCAACGAGACGGACACCUUCGGCGAGGAGGAAGGCGAGUGCACAUUCGAGUUCGGAGAGGACGGGGAGAUCGACGUCGACGAUAUCUAA
Pleurotus ostreatus (oyster mushroom) is the source of this 432-nucleotide messenger RNA. RefSeq names its product Translation initiation factor 1A (gene TIF11). Gene Ontology annotation, biological process: translational initiation. Gene Ontology annotation, cellular component: cytoplasm. The coding region runs from base 1 to 432 and encodes 143 amino acids. The transcript is spliced from 5 exons. Gene Ontology annotation, molecular function: RNA binding; translation initiation factor activity. Lineage: Eukaryota; Fungi; Basidiomycota; Agaricomycetes; Agaricales; Pleurotaceae. The record is from RefSeq and is a predicted model, not a curated record.